AUGGCAGCUUCAAUUCUGAAAGGAGGCGCAGAGAAGAUCGGCACCGCCAUGAGAAAGCAAGUGCUAUCCUUAACGGACGCCGCAGCCACUAGAAUACGCCAUCUCCUAGAACAGCGCCAGCGCCCUUUCCUGAAGCUCGGCGUCAAGGCCCGCGGCUGCAAUGGCUUAUCCUACACCCUCAAUUACGCCGAUGAGAAAGGGAAGUUUGAUGAGUUGGUUGAGGACAAAGGUGUGAAGAUAUUAAUUGAUCCAAAGGCGCUCAUGCAUGUAUUAGGAACAAAGAUGGAUUUUGUUGAUGACAAACUCAGAUCUGAGUUCAUAUUCAUAAACCCCAAUUCCAAGGGGCAGUGUGGCUGCGGAGAAUCUUUUAUGACAACGAGCAACUCAGAAGCUGCUAAGCGUCGUGAUGGUGGUGGUGGUGGUGGAGGAGGAGUAUAA
This is a messenger RNA of Fraxinus pennsylvanica, 438 nucleotides long. NCBI's taxonomy places the organism in Eukaryota, Viridiplantae, Streptophyta, Magnoliopsida, Lamiales, Oleaceae. The record is from the annotation of a GenBank genome assembly.